CGGGGCGUCACAUGACUCAUGAUGGAGCCUGGCGCUGCGUUCACGGGCCGCGGGAAAACCGAGAGUAAACAUAGGGCCUUUUUGACAGCAGUUCAUACGAGUCUAUAUUUAAGCUGUCUUUAACUCUGCGUGUCUUUUGGUAAGUGAAUAUAAAAAUGUAUUGCAGCAAAUAGCCAAACACUUUUCCACGAAGACACCAUUAAGAUUCAACAUUUGUCCUCCCCCGACCCCUAGUGGCGAGGAACGGAAGCGAAAGUCUGCUGAUUAUGUACACGGACCAGCUACAUUCAUUCACAAAAUGAAAGUCACAUCUUUUGGUUGUGGAUGAAAGUGAGUUCUUCUGUGGCACUGAAUGCUUUUAUCCCAAGCAGGUAAUAAAGUGAAAUGUGUAUAAUUUUGUUGUGAUGGCAGCAUUAUUCUGUGUUAAAUGGAUGUCUAUGAUAAUAACACACAUUACCAUACGCCUGCCUUUGAAUAACACCCAUUGUUUGGCGUGAUGGACGUCAGCUGUGACACAGUAGCUGCAGCUCGUCAGUCAGGUGAGUUCAGGUUUGUUGGAGGAGGAGCUCAGGGAACAGAGGCGUCAACCCUGCAGGCACUGAGCUGGAAGGGACUCAUCAGCUGCCUGCUUCAGACGGACGAACAGUCACAGGUGCUACUUUCCAGUUUCGUCCACUUACGAUGCUGCAUGGCUGCAUCUCUGGUCUUCAAGCUUCAUGACCGCGGCCCGGAGCUGGUGAGGGAGGUGCUUCUGGAGAGAGGAUGGCAGGAAUACGAUGGGGGGCGGCAGGAGGAGGAGGACUGGAACCUCUACUGGAGGGGUUCAAUGUUUGGCAGCUCGGAAUAUCACAACCUGCUGCCAUGGCAACGCCUCAACCAUCAUCCCAAGACGGCUGGCAUCACACGCAAGGAUCUGUUGGCACGCAACCUGAGGAGGAUGAGGGCCACGAUGGGUUCAGCGCUGUACGACUUCAGUCCCACCGCCUUCAUCCUCCCCACAGACUACACACGCCUCCUGGCCCAGUGCAACAGGCUGCAGCGCCGCGGAGGCGCCUCUGUGUACUGGAUUUGUAAACCCGUGGACCUGUCCAGAGGCCGGGGCAUCUUCCUCUUUGACCACAUCAAGGACUUGGUCUACGACUGCCCCGUCAUCGUACAGCGGUACAUCAGCAACCCUCUGCUGAUCUCCGGCUACAAGUUUGACCUGAGGAUUUACGUGUGCGUGAAGAGUUUCCAUCCGCUCACGGUUUACGUCCAUCAGGAGGGUCUGGUGCGUUUCGCCACGGAGAAGUACGACCUGUCAUCUCUGCACAACGUCUACGCUCAUCUGACCAACACCAGCAUCAAUAAGUCUGGCCCUUUCUACAAAACCAAGAAAGGCAGAGUGGGCCCAGGGUGCAAGUGGACACUGGGCCAGUUCAGACACUUCCUCCACAGCCAAGACGUCAACGAGCUGCUUUUGUGGCAGAGGAUCAACAACAUCGUGACUCUGACCCUCCUCACCAUCGCUCCCACUGUCCCCUACUGUCCAAACUGUGUGGAGCUGUUUGGCUUUGAUGUCCUCGUUGAUGCCAAGUAUAAACCCUGGCUGCUGGAGGUCAACUACAGCCCCGCGCUGACGCUGGACUGCCAGGCUGACGUCAUAGUCAAGAAAAGCCUGAUUAGUGAUCUGAUUGAUCUGAUGAAUUACACACCCGCUGACAGACUAAGAGAAAGAGCGCAUCAGGAAGGGAGAUACAGGGCUUGUUGCCGUGCCAACAAGCCCUCACGGGUUCCGGUCCCCGUGCUCCCGAACAAAGUCCAGAGGAAGACAAGUGGCCUCCACCCGUCACAUGUUCACAGACUGCCUCUGCUGAAAAACCCCCAUCUGUCUGAAAAGAUCAACCAAAGAGAGUCCAGACAACAAGCUUUUAUAACCAGCUGCCAAACACACCUCCCCCCCGUUGGCUUAAAUGCAACAGAAUGCAGAAUCAUUGAGGCCACAGGUGCCAAGAACCACACAAACAAAGCACUGAACCUGAUCCUCAGCACAGAUUCAAGGAGGAACGUGUCAGGUGUAAAUGAACGGACACUUCCAGCUACGGCCCCACGGCGGACGCGUCGCAGGCGUCUCCAUGUGUCUGAGGUCACGCAGCGUGACGCAGCUGAGACAGAGGUGGAGCUGGAGACGGAUGCCUCCUCUUCGAUACUGGAUGUUCCACGAAGGAGGCUGGAGACCAGAGCGUCUGCUGCGUCCUGGACGCUGCCAAACAUCUACAGUGGGAAUAAAAGGUUGGUGAGUUUUCCAUUGGAGGCUUCCACUGCAGUGAAUGGACCACCAGUUCCUCCACUGAGAGUCGGAGACUUCAUACGAACAUUCCCGUUUAAUCCAGCGACCCUGAAGGCCUCACGGCUUAACCUGGACGUUAGGACAGUCACACAGGAGCUUCACAAGCUGACUGCCGAGCUGGCGUCCGCACAGUCAGACAGCAGCAAGCUCAGAACAGAGGAGGAGGACGGUACGGAUGCAGAGGCUGGAGCCGACUUUGAAUCUCUGCUCUGGGGGCCGAAGGACCCUCCACUCAUCAGCCAGCGCUUCAGAACCAGCUAGAGUGCAGCG
Molecule: messenger RNA, 2599 nt
Organism: Betta splendens (Siamese fighting fish)
Lineage: Eukaryota; Metazoa; Chordata; Actinopteri; Anabantiformes; Osphronemidae
Gene: ttll2
Product: tubulin tyrosine ligase-like family, member 2
Exons: 4
Coding region: 497-2590 (697 amino acids)
Biological process (GO): microtubule cytoskeleton organization; protein polyglutamylation
Cellular component (GO): cilium
Molecular function (GO): tubulin binding; tubulin-glutamic acid ligase activity
Source: RefSeq, a predicted model, not a curated record